AUGAAGCUAUUCUCAUGGCUACCCAUAUGCGGUAUCGUCAUUAGUCUGUUGAACUUGACUCUAGCUGCCGAUGAGUUUGUGCCCAAAGUGACAAGAACCAUCUCGAAACUAUCGUUUAAUGUAGCCGCUUUUGAUGACUCCACCAUCUUACUGAAAUUGGAAGAUAAUGUCUUAUAUCGUACUACUAAUAAUGGGGAAACAUGGAACCCCGUGAAGGGGAUUGAUGGCGAUGUUAUUUGGGUCGAUAUUGAUGAAUUUAACAGUCAUGACAGAGCCUUUGUUACCUCCAGAAAACUUGGUGAAUUUUACGUUACCGACGACCAAGGUGACUCCUGGAGAAAGAUUUCCAUUGAUGUUCCUGAUAAUGGUGACCCAAGUCCAUGUGGACUCUUUACACAUCCAACAAACAAAGAUUUUUUGAAUGUAAGAUGCAAUGUUUGUGAAAAGAGGGCCCAAAACCAACCACGUGAAGCUGAUAAAAACCCAAAACCUAGUGUUCCACCACCACCACCACCGGGGAAGGAGAUUGGCAACUUAUAUAAUCCAAAUCGUCCCCGCUGUCAAUUGCUUACCUUUGUAUCGAAAAAUAAUGGGAAAUCGUUUACUCAAAUCAAGGCACCAUCUUUCGAUGCCUCGAAGAAGGACCAUCUCGAAACAACACAAUGUUCAUUUAUUAGAUCAACCAAGGGGUCUCAAUUGGGUGAUUCCGAAUCUAAUCUCUUAUGUCUAUACAAAGUCGUAGAGGAGAAUUCUGAGAAAUCAACUUUGGAAAGAACUAUUACUGACUUAUUCGUCACAUCCGAUUGGGGGAAGACAGUUAAAUCCCUAGAUACAUUUAAAGAUUUGGCAAUCUCUUCAUUCAAUGUUUUAGAUUCUAGUAUCCUCAUUCAAACAAAUGAAGAUGCAUAUAAUUCCAAUUCCGCCAAGAAGUUAUGGGUCUCCAGAGAUGGUGUAACAUUCAAAGAGGCAUAUCUUCCAACUGAAUUAAGAUACUCUAUAUCGGGAAAGAUAACAGAAGAUUCCGUCGGUAGAAUUAUUUUACCUAUCAAUGCGAAGAAAACAGAAGAUGAGAAGGAUACUUCAGUGCUCGCUGAGAUCUUGAUAUCAGAUUCUUCAGGAUUAAAAUUCGAACCAUUUGAAUGGUCCAAGGCAGAUAUUAGAGGAUAUUCACAACUUUCUCAACCUAAGCAUUUGAAAGGAACAAUGCUUGGUUCGUUUUUCCCCAGAAAUCGUCGUGCUCGCAAGGGUUCUAAGAAACAACAAGAAAAAUCUUCUUCAAAGGGCAUAACGAAGAUAUCUGUUGAUAAUGGCCAAUCUUGGAGUAACUUGAGGAUUGUCGAUUCUAAAAAUAAAGACCUUUUCCCAUGUGAUAUUGAUGACGUUGAAAAAUGUUCACUUCACAUUCCAAUGAUGUUGUUUGGGAGUGAUGACUAUGUUAGUGCAGGAAUCAUGAUGGCAGUUGGUUUUGCAGGUGAUGGUUCUAAUUCUGAUUGGGAAAAUGAACAAACUUUUCUCUCCAGAGAUGGUGGUUUAACAUGGCAGUUAGCCUUUGAGUUCCCAACCGUUUUUGCUAUGGGUGAUUCAGGUAACGUCAUUGUUGCUGUUCCCUUUAACCCAGAGGAGGACGACGAUCCGGAGGCUGAAUUUUACUAUUCACUUGACCAAGGUAAAUCGUGGACCGAAUAUCAAUUACAGAAACCUAUUAUCCCAGUUACACUUACUUCCACAACUCCAGAUGGUUCCGGACUCAAUUUUGUCUUGAGUGGAAUGGAUUUUAGCCAACCUAAGGCAUCAUCUGAUAGUAAUUUUAUUUAUGCGAUUGAUUUUUCAGAACUCUUCAAUGGAAAGAUUUGUAAAACUGAUGAUUUUGAGACAUGGUCCUUGGCCGAAGGUAAAUGUGUUGCUGGUGUUAAAUACUCUUACAGCAGAAGAAAGCAGGACGCAAAAUGUAUUUCCAAAAAACUAUUUGAAGAUCUUCAAUUAAAGGAAGAAAUCUGUGACCAGUGUACCAAGGAUGAUUACGAAUGUUCUUUUGAAUUUUCAAAGGAUCAGAACGGAGGAUGUGUUCCAGAUUACAAAUUGUUAUCCCUUUCAGGAGCCUGUUCAAAAGCAAAGAAUGAUGCAAUCCAACUAAAACCAAUGCAAUUAAUUAGUGGAACUAAGUGUAAGAAGGAACUACAAGUGGAUACUGUGAAUGUGCCUUGUAAGGGUGUUCCUGAUUCAAAUAAGCAUAAAGAUAAAGGUAAAAAUAGAGGUGAACCAAUAGUUGUUACGGAGAACUCGUUUGACGGUAAAAUGAUGUUCUACCAAUAUUUUGAUUCCAUUGAUCAUGAAUCAGUAAUAUUAGGUGACACUGAUGGUAAAUACUAUAUUUCUCACGAUGGUGGCCAAACUAUGCAACCAUUUGAUUCUGACGGUGAAUCCAUUGUAGAAGUCGUGUUUAAUCCAUAUUUCAAUACGUCAGCAUACCUGUUCGGUAAAGAUGGGACCUUGUUUGUUACUAACGAUGGUGGUUACACAUUUACAACUACUGAACUGCCAGAUACCAUCCAACUAGGUUUCCCACUAGACUUCCAUGCUAAGGAUGAAAAGACUUUUAUUUACUACGGUGGUAAGAAUUGUGACUCAAUUCUUAGCGCUGAUUGUCAUCCAGUAGCCUAUAUCACCAAAGAUGGUGGUCAAACAUUUAAAGAGUUGUUAGAUAGCACAAUUCAUUGUGAAUUCUGUGGCUCACAAUACAAACAUCCAUAUGAUCAAAAUAUGAUUAUAUGUCAGGUUAAGGAAACAGGAUCUACCAAACGUACUUUGGUUUCUUCCACUGACUACUUUAAGAACGAUAAGAAGGUAAUCUUUGAUAAUAUAUUAGGCUAUAUGUCUGAUGGUGAAUUCAGCAUUGUUGCUGUGAUUCACGAUGAAAAGGAACUUAGGACUUAUGUUUCAGCUGAUGGUGAUGAAUUUGCAGAAGCUAAAUUACCUCAAGAUUUGGAAAAUAUCAAACAGAAAGCGUUUACUGUGAUCCCAGCACAUUCACCAUCUGUAUUCUUACAUUAUACCACGAACUCCGGUCGUGGUGUAAGCUUUGGCCGUCUACUAAAAUCAAAUUCUAAUGGUACUUCUUUCGUUACAUUGGAACCAGGAGUCAAUAGAAACGAUGCCGGUCUAGUUGAUUUUGAGAAGAUUCAGGGACUGGAAGGGAUAAUGGUGAUAAACGUUGUUGACAACUUAGAACAAGUAAGAAGCAAGAAUGAAGCAAAGAAAUUGAAAACGAAGGUAACGUUUAACGAUGGGGCCGACUGGGAUUUUUUGAAACCUCCAACCAAGGAUUCUAAUGGAAAGAAGUACUCAUGUUCUUCUAAAAAUCUCAAUAAAUGUUCGUUGAAUUUACAUGGUUACACAGAACGUUCUGACUUCCGUGAUACAUACUCAUCAGGCUCUGCUCUAGGCUACAUGGUCGGUAUCGGUAAUGUCGGUGAAUAUCUACAGUCAUACGACGAAGCCUCUACGUUCUUAACAACAGAUGGAGGAUUAACCUGGUCCGAAAUAAAGAAAGGAGCUUAUCAAUACGAAUAUGGUGACCAUGGUGGUAUCAUUGUCCUUGUGGCAGAUAAAACCGCAACAGACACCCUUUCAUAUUCGUUGGAUGCAGGGAAGACAUGGACUGACUACAAAUUUGCUGAUGAAAAAAUUAUCGUUGAUGAUCUGAUUACUGUUCCAAAAGAUUCAGCAAUGAGAUUUUUAUUGAUUGGGCAAUCAUCAUCUAUUAGAGGUGCUAAUACUAAAACUUUUACCAUUGAUUUUAGUGGCAGUUUUAAGAGACAAUGUAUUCUAGAUGUUGAUAAUGAAGAUUCAGAUGACUUUGAUUACUUUUCCCUUAACCCAUCAAAGUCUGAAUGUUUGUUCGGUCACCAAAAACAAUACUUACAUAAGAUCCAUGACGAUUGUUUUGUUGGUAAUGUUCCAUUAACUGAUUUCACAAGGAUUACAAAGAAUUGCUCUUGUACUAGAAAUGAUUUCGAGUGUGAUUACAAUUUCUAUAAGGCCAAUGACGGUACAUGUAAAUUGGUUGAGGGGUUAACACCUAUUCCUGCAUCUGAUAUCUGUAAAAAGAACCCUGAUUUAAUCGAAUUUUCAGAACCAACUGGUUACAGAAUGAUCCCAUUAUCCACAUGUCAAGGUGGAUUAAAACUCCAUGUUGCAGCUGAUACCUACCCAUGUCCAGGGAAAGAACAAGAAUUUAAUACUCUCCAUGGCAUUGCUGGAAGAUCUUUUAUUUUAAUCUUCUUGAUUCCCUUCAUAAUAUUUGUUCUCGUGGCAUGGUUCGUCUACGUACGUGGUAUUAGACGAAAUGGUGGUUUUGCAAGAUUUGGUGAAAUUAGACUUGGCGAAGAUGAUUUGAUUGAAAACAAUGGUACUGAUAAAGCUGUAAAUUAUAUCGUUAAGACAGGUCUGUAUCUCUUUUCUGGGAUAUAUGCCGGUUAUCAACUAGCGAAACGUUCUACCAAUGGUCUAUUGUCAAAAUGGCAAAACAGAUCAAAUAGAAGAGGUCCAAGUUAUUCAUCUCUGUUGGAUGAUCAAUUCCUAGAUGAUGCUGACGAUUUAUUAACAGGACAUGAUGAAGAUGCUAAUGAUUUGUCUAGCUUUGCCGAUCAAGAUAGCAAUUUUGAUAUUGAUGAAGAUAGUAUUCCUCCAGAAAUUGUACCUCAGCCAUAUUCAGAUGAACAUCCGGCGGAUACUCCGGCUGUUGAAACAGACGAUGUGCCAGCUGCCGAGCAAGAGACAGAAGCAUCCACAAAUACCGAUACUACCUAA
Molecule: messenger RNA, 4809 nt
Organism: Naumovozyma castellii
Lineage: Eukaryota; Fungi; Ascomycota; Saccharomycetes; Saccharomycetales; Saccharomycetaceae
Gene: PEP1
Product: type I sorting receptor
Exons: 1
Coding region: 1-4809 (1602 amino acids)
Source: RefSeq, a predicted model, not a curated record